Bursaphelenchus xylophilus (pine wood nematode) is the source of this 3878-nucleotide messenger RNA. NCBI's taxonomy places the organism in Eukaryota, Metazoa, Nematoda, Chromadorea, Rhabditida, Aphelenchoididae. The record is from the annotation of a GenBank genome assembly.
AUGAUUACUGUAUAUUUUCUAGUAAUAGUACUACUUUAUAACCUAAAAAUUGUUUUCACCUCUUCUUUUCGCCAACUUCCCACCAGAUUUGUGCCUGUGGCGACUGGAGUGGUCGAGAAGAUUACUGUAACAUCGCUGGAAGAGUGCGCUCAGAUUGGGAGUAAUCAGAAGAUAAUCGCGAUCUAUUAUGAUCUCAAUUCAACUUGUAUUGGCUAUUCGGGGAUCAGGAGUUAUGUAUUGGGAACUGAAGAAGCUCAGAGUAAGAAUCAUUUUAUAUUACACUAGGUCAAAAAAUGGUCAAUUUCCAACUUCUGACCUAAAAAUAUAGUUUAUUUUUCCAAAGAAAUAGCUUCAUUGGUAAUUAGAAAAUCUCAGAAAAAUCAUUUUUUUGCCAAGAUCUGCGUAAAAAAAAAGAAAAAUUGAGGGUAAUUCGAAUCUUUGCCUUUAGCCACCGGCCAGGCCCAUUUUGUUUGGUAUUUGCGAGACAACGGAGGAGGAUGUGGAUGCACUACCGCAGUAAGAGCUCAGCAAUUAAUCAGCGAUUACAGUAAGAUAAAUAAUGUUGCAGUAAGACCGGAAACUCCCAUUGCUUAAUACAGUAUUACCAACAACUGUAGAAUUCUAUUAGGUUGGGACGAAAGUUUUCCCCUUUUUCUUGUUUUUUUCCAAACAAAUUUAUUUUGACAGUUGUAACGGGAAACCAAACAUAACAUCCACCGUCGGUAUCCACUACGUAUUGCCAACGUUCCGCCAAGGAUUCAAUUGGCGAGAUUAAAAACUGGGGUAUUUAUUAGGUUGUAUAAUAUGUUAUGACCAUUUUCUUGCAAAAGUUUGAAGUCGAUUAUUUCCUAGCUCAGAUCCCUCCUUAGUUCAACAUACCUAUAGACUAAUAGAGGGCUUAUCGAAGUUUCAUCUAGUGCGUAUUGCAAAGUCUUACGGCAUAGCCGCGAUUUUCUAUUGCUAAAAACUCGGAAGCGCCCCGAUUUUGGCAGGGUACGAAAUAACUCAAGUCACGUCUCUCAGCCAGCCGCUGCUGGUCUCGGAUUGGUGUUAUUGUAAUCUUCAAGGGUCGUAGAAGACGCUGACACAGCAUCGUUACUAGGUAUCAGUGACAGCUCAUUUUAUGAGCUGUUUUUCCGGAAGGUUACCGAAGCCGUCGCCUGAAAAAGCGUCUAAAAAGUUUAGCGCCCGGGGUUUCUAUUGUCUAUUGUUAUAACUCGUGGUAAUACGAGAUCACAUACCUGUUGUCACACCAGGCAAAUUUUGGAGCAUGCAGUAAUUGGAAUCUCCAGAAAAAUUUAAGAAUUAGCAGAAUUUUGGAUCAUCCAAUUGAAUUUAAAUUUUUUAGAACUUAACCGCCGCAAACUUUAAGAAUAUAUACUGUCGUUUUCGCCGAGGUAUGUAGUGUAUAUAACCACCAAAAACAGUUCUUCACAAGAUGGCGCUAGGGCGUACUCAAUAAAAGUUUUGAACUCUAGUCCAGCGGCCCUCAAAAUGUAACGAUUUUAAUGAAAUUCCUUAUUGUCACCUGAUACAAGCAGUUUCUGAUUUGAGUAGGUUAUCAAAAAGCAACUCAUAAGUGACUCUUUACAGCUGAACCACGUUAUUUGAGGUGGGAUUAAUUCGAAACGAAUCAGGGUGCAUAACAGUGAAGGUAUACCUCAAUUUAUAUUUUGAACAGUAAAGCUCAAGUGGGGGACGUAGAGUUGAUCCUGCGCAGCGUAUGUAAAAUUAACGCCUCUAGUGUCCUACAGAAGCAUUGUCAUUUCUAGCCUCUCGGAAUUCUCAGAUUUAAGGCGUAUUUUUGCUUUAGCACCUUGGGACGCCCUCAUUUCUUAAUUUCUUUUCUCCGAUGUUUUAGCCGGAGGCCGAUGUGCUAAUGGUUCCUGUAAUCUACUGUCUCCACCCUACCCAGCGGUAUGCUAUUCAACUCUGAAAAAAGCGUCAUUAAAGUUUUAGGAAUUUUAGAAAAUUAUGGUCAUAACUUAUUAUACAACCUAAUAUAAUAAAAAAUGUCAGAAAGACCUGUUUUGAGGUCCCCCAAACAAUCGAACCGCACAUCUCCCAAACGGUAGCUUAGCGAUCUGAUCAAAUGGUAAUCAGAAGGUGCCAAGGCUGGGGUGUAGUGUGGGUAGGGCAGCAAAGGUCAUGCAUUCUCCCUGAAUUUUUUGCGAGCGAUUUUUGCAAUGCGGUACUAGGCGUUGUCGUGAAGGAGGAAGAUUUGUUCCAUUUUUCUCUAGCAUUUUGGGCGAAGCGGUCCAACUGGCGAUAAUUCUGUUAUUUAGUGACAGUUUUACCAUCAGGGAGCCAUUCCUAAUAAAUACCUCCCAUACAAGUCCACCAAUCGGACAACAAUCUUUUUUGGGUGAAUUUAGGUUUUGGGGUUAGUUCACCGUGAUGGUCGGGUUCAAGCUACUGAAGCUUGCGGGUAUGGUUUACAUACAUCACCCACUUCUGGUUCCCUGUAAUGAUAUUGGUCAGCCAAGUCAGCUUGCGGCGGUACGACAAAAAUUAGGAGCAACAGUAUAAGCCGUGACUCCGAAAGUUCUUGCGGAACAAAUUAACCACACUUCCACACUUUUCCCAACCGAUGUAGAUGGUCCAUAAUGGUAGUAUGGGAGAACCCAAAGAGCUCUCCAAGUUCACGUAAUGGCAAUUUGGGAUAGCUCACGAUUAAGCCUUUUAGGGCGUCAUCAUCUAUCUCAGAUGGCCGCCAGAACUUGGUCGUCUAACUCCUUUUUUGAACCUCUGGAACCAAUACUUGGCCACGCCAUAAAAGAGGACGUCCUUGCCUAUAACAUCCUAGACUUCGGUUAUAUCUUCCAUGGGUUUUGGUAUUCUAAAAUUUGACGCAUCGAAACAGAACUUUGGGACGGAAAUUUUUCCACGUUUGGAGAGCGCUAUGGGGACAAGUUACAUAUCAGUCUAUAUGCUAUCAACUCACCCUUACAUAGUCACAUGAUAGAACUUUCCAGGAAGUUCCACAACUUCCAUAACUUUUCCCCGAAAAUUAAGGGGAAAACUUUCGUCCCAACCUAAUAAUUACAGCAUACGGCGACACGACUUGUUCGUCAGUCUCUAAUCUGAAAUACGAUGCAAACAGUGGAUACUGCACUGCGCGGACUUCCAAUGUUUAUGACACUGAAUUGGGCUAUUAUGUGGUCGGCGCGGUUAACAAUGGAACCAUCUAUACGAUGACUAGAGCUCGUAAGUUAAUGAAAAUCAAUUUUUAUAUCAUAAUAAUAAAUUCACUUUACUGUCUGGCCGUUGCAAAAAAAUAAGUUUGCACAGUGCAAAAAAUAUUUUUUUUGUAAAAUCAAUUUCGAAAUGCAAAUAAUUUUGCCAUAAAUUUGCAGAAAUCUCCGAAUCCGUCAAUUACGACUGUUCCGAGGUGACUCCCGCCAUUCCAGUUGUCUACAAUGACAUCUGGUAUUGUUUGGCCAUUAUAAAAACGAACAAAAGUGGAUAUCAGACAGUCCGAGACAACAUCUGCAGUCAAUAUCAGACCAAUGGGACUCCAGUUAAGAUUGUGCAUCUAUUAGUCUACGGAAUGGUAUCUUGUACGCUUUUUUAAGGUUAUUUUAUAUUACACUAGGCUCAAACAAGAUUUAAAAUCAAUUUUCUAGUGUUCACUGGAAAUUCUGCGGUUAUUGGGCUAUGGUUUAAUGGAACGUCGUAUGUGUACUACGACAACACAACAGCGCCGUCGUUGAUUUGGGAUACCGGCCGUCCUACGGGGCUUCGGAUGGUGACUGUAAACAGAAAAAAUUUCGGUAAAGCUUUAUACUCAAUCAAAUCGGUUUAUUUCAGCACUGAAGGACUUUGCAAGCAACAAUGGGACCAUGAAUUGUUUGACGAAGGUCGAAAAGAGUCCCUAG